Lasiosphaeria miniovina is the source of this 2037-nucleotide messenger RNA. RefSeq names its product cytochrome P450. Gene Ontology annotation, molecular function: heme binding; iron ion binding; monooxygenase activity. The transcript is spliced from 6 exons. Lineage: Eukaryota; Fungi; Ascomycota; Sordariomycetes; Sordariales; Lasiosphaeriaceae. The coding region runs from base 243 to 1745 and encodes 500 amino acids. The record is from RefSeq and is a predicted model, not a curated record.
AGAAGAAGGCACUGACUGGGGUCGGUUUCCGAUAACCUUAUCACUUAAUCGGCUCUAAUCAUCGGGCUUUUGACUUGGGCUGCGUUCUAGCUACCUUGGCCAACUUCUAGCCAGCUUCUAGAAGGCGCCUCCCUCUCCCUCCCCUCCCCCGAUUCGUUCACACCGUGCCACCCAUUUCCCGACCCCAUCGCCGCUCUUUCUCGUUCCGUGUUCACUCCGCCCUCACACCCGAGAGUGCCAAGAUGGCCCUCGUAGCGCUCAGCUCGCUGGUGGCCGCCGUCGCCGCAGCGGGAUGGAUCCUGUGGUGGAGGCGGGCGGCCUUUUCGGCGUCCAAGCUCGGCAACAUCCCGUAUCUCAAGUUCGACGGCGACGAUUCUGAGGCUAGGUACACGGCCGAGUCGCGCACCAUCAUUUCCAGGGGUUAUCAAGAGUAUCUCAAGCGCGGCCAGCCGUUCUGCAUGCGGAACCCCAUUGACAGCAAGCGCCCGCUUGUCAUCCUGCCCUUCAAAUAUCUUGACGAAGUGCGCAGUGCGCCGCAGAAUAAACUGAGUCUGCCGCUACAGCUUGACAAGAAUGCUCUCCUCAGCUAUGUAGGCGGCCCGCAGAUGACGGACGAGGUCGUCCACGCCGCCAAGCUCGAUCUCAACCGCGCCCUUAACAGGCUGGUUGAGCCCAUGCAAGAGGAGUGUCUGGCUGCAUUCAAGAAGGACUUUCCUCCGUGCCAGGAAUGGACAACCGUCUACAUCUAUCCGCUCAUUCUGCAAGUAUUCUCGCGCAUGUCGGCUCGCGUGCUAGUCGGCCCCGAGCUGCGCGACGAGUGGCAGAAGCUGUCGCUGGCCUACGUGAGCGCGGUUCUGAAAGCGCCCUCGACCGUGCGGGCCAAAUACCACCCCUCGCUGUACUGGCUGGCCAAGUACCUGAACCCGGACGUGAAGGAGGUGCUCAAGUUCCGACGGCAGGCCGGCCAGCUGCUGCAGCCCACAAUCAAAGCCCGCCUCGCCUCACCUGGCGUCGAGCCCCACGAGGACGCCCUCCAGUGGCUGCUGGACGGGCACCGGGCCAAGGGCCGCACGCCGACGGCCGACGACAUCGCGCAGGACCUGUUCGUACUAAUGACAGCGUCGAUCCACAGCACCUCGUCGACAGCGCUGUCCAUCCUGUUCGACCUGAUGGACCACCCCCAGCCGCUAGCCGACAUCCGCCGCGAGAUCGCCCGGGUGCGCAGCCAGAACUCGGCGGGCUGGACACGCCACGCGCUGAGCGAGCUGCACACCCUUGACGCAUUUAUGCGCGAGAGCCAGCGCGUGCACUCCUUCACUCAGCUGACGGUGCAGCGCGUCGUGGCGUCGCCGUGGACAUUCAAAGACGGGCUGUCGCUGCCGGUGGGCACGCAGCUGUCGUUUGCGAGCAACGAGCACAACCUGGACGCGGACACGCACGCGGACGCGGCGACGUUCGACGCGGGGCGGUUCCUGCGACGGACGGCGGCGGCGGACCCGAGCAGCCAGCACCGGCUGCACUUUGCGUCGACCGAGGACACGCUGGUGUGGGGCAGCGGCGCGCACGCGUGUCCCGGGCGCUUCUUCGCCGAGGAGGCGCUGCGGCUCAUCUUUGUGCGCUUGCUCACGGCCUACGACUUCAAGCACCCCGCCGACGGCCAGCAGCGGCCGCCCGAUAUGCCGCGCAACUUCAACAUCGUGCCCAAUGUCAUGGCGCCGCUGCUGUUCCGCGAGAAGGGCGCCUAAGCUGGCGAGGAUGCUGGACAGGCUGUAAUUGUAACCAGGUAGCAGAUUCAGGAGACGAAUGAACUGGAUUAUUGCAAUAUUGCAGAAAUCAACUGUGAAAUGACUGUCUAGGUCUAGUGUCCACUAGGAAAAUUAGACCUCGGAUGUGAUGACUUUGAUAGUCCGACUGCCUGCACGCUGAAAGAGGCGCAGUUUACCCAUCCCCGAAUCCCUCUCAACCAUUCGUAUAUACAUGCGCAAUCUGGGAGCUAUAGCGGCUUCGUACUGCCCCGAGCACCAAAUUACCGCUCAA